This is a messenger RNA of Aspergillus aculeatus ATCC 16872, 1305 nucleotides long. RefSeq lists its product as uncharacterized. The record is from RefSeq and is a predicted model, not a curated record. Lineage: Eukaryota; Fungi; Ascomycota; Eurotiomycetes; Eurotiales; Aspergillaceae. Gene Ontology annotation, molecular function: glycosyltransferase activity. Gene Ontology annotation, cellular component: membrane. Bases 1 to 1305 code for a protein of 434 amino acids. The transcript has a single exon.
AUGUCACUCCGACUGCGGCGCCUUUUCCCCGCCAUUGUCAUUAUUGCUGUUAUCUAUACCUUCCACCACUCCUUCAGCUUCUCCUCUUCACCUCCUGCUCUCCCUCUCCAUCCCACCCCCUCCGACUGCGCCCUCCCCCCCAUCUACGAUGACGUGCUGGUCAUCCUCAAAACCGGCAUCACCGAAGCCCGCACCAAAGUGCCCCCGCACCUGACCACCACGCUGCGCUGCAUCCCCAACUACGUGAUCUACUCCGAUUACGCCGAGCCCCUCUCCUCCACCGUCGCCACGCAAGACAUCCUCGGCCCCUACAUCUCCAGCACCACGAAAUCCACCAACCCCGAUUUCGGUCUGUACAACCGCGUGCGCCUCGCCGGCCACGCCGGGCUCACGCCCGCCGACCUGGUCGCGGACGUCAACACGCCGAUCGGCAAACCCAACAACCCGGGGUGGAAGCUGGACAAAUGGAAAUUCCUGCCGAUGGUCGACGCCGCCCUGGCCGCGCGUCCUUCGGCCCAGUGGUUCGUCUUCAUGGAGGCCGACACCUACCUGCUCUGGCACAACCUGGCCGCCUGGCUGGCGCGCCUCGACCCCGCGAAACCGUGGUACUUGGGCAAUCAGAUGCAGAUCGUGGACGCGCUGUUCGCGCACGGCGGCUCGGGGUUCGUGCUCUCGCGGCCGGCCAUGGAGCUCGCCCGCGACCUGCGGGCGCAGAGCGGCGACGGGUGGGAGACGGCGGUCGAUGCCCACUGGGCGGGCGACUGUCUGUUGGGGAUCUUGCUGGAGAGCUGCGGCGUGUCGCUGACGUGGAGCUGGCCGAUGUUGCAGAUCGCGCCGCCGGGCGAGGUGGAUUUCUUCGGGGUGCGUGCGGAUACCCCCGAUCGGGUGUGGUGUUAUCCGGCGGUGUCGUUUCAUCAUUUGGAAGGGGAGGCGGAUCUGCGGGGUCUGGUGGAGAUGGAGAAGGGGUGGGAGCGCGAUGGGUAUACCGGUCGGCUCAUGAUUUAUCGGGAUGUGUUUUGGCGGGUGGUUUGGGGCCAGAUUCAGUCCCCGAGGGAAGGGUGGGAUAAUCUAGUGGGCGACGAGGUUGGGCCCACCGCCACGGUCGAUGAGUGUAGGGAGAUGUGUGCCCAUGAGGCGCUGUGUCUGGGAUAUCGGUUUGCGGUCGGGGAUGGGAGGUGUUGGUUGGGGAGGGGGAUGCAAUUGGGGAAGAAGGCGGACGGGUUUACGUCUGGUUGGAUGGCGCAUCGGAUUCAGGCGGUUGCAGACAGUUUGGGCCGGUGUGAGACCAUCAGUUGGAUUGGGUGA